This is a messenger RNA of Punica granatum (pomegranate), 995 nucleotides long. The record is from RefSeq and is a predicted model, not a curated record. Lineage: Eukaryota; Viridiplantae; Streptophyta; Magnoliopsida; Myrtales; Lythraceae.
GGACCAGUCUCCCGAUGCUCCGAUCUUCUUCUUUCUUCUAUCGCCCCGCUCUCUCCCAUUUCUGCAAAUCUCUCUGUCUCUCUCUCUCUCUCUCUCUCUCUCUCUCACGAUGAUCAGGUCGUGGCUCUCUGUCCUCGUAGCCAUAGCGGUGCUGCUCCCUGCAUCAAAUGCGCUCCGAUUCGACCUGUCGUCGGGCCACACGAAAUGCAUCGCGGAGGACAUCAAGAGCAACGCCAUGACCGUCGGCAAGUACAGCAUCGUCAACCCCAACGAAGGCCAUCCCCUUCCCGAAUCCCAUAAGCUCACCGUCAGGGUCACUUCAGCGUAUGGGAACAGCUACCACAACGCUGAGAAGGUCGAAUCGGGUCAGUUCGCCUUCACGACCGCUGAGGCGGGAGACUAUAUGGCUUGCUUCUGGGCUCCCGAACACAAGCCCGAGACGACGGUGUCCAUCGAGUUCGAGUGGAAGACUGGUGUCGCCGCCAAGGACUGGUCCAAUGUUGCCAAGAAGAACCAAGUCGAUGCAAUGGAAUUAGAGCUGAAGAGGUUGCAGGAGACAAUCAGUUCCAUCCACGAUGAGAUGUUUUAUCUUCGGGAAAGAGAAGAGGAGAUGCAGGAUCUUAAUCGAGCUACUAAUGCCAACAUGGCGCGGCUGAGCUUCCUUUCGCUCGUCGUCUGCUUAUCAGUGGCUGGGUUGCAGCUGUGGCACUUGAAGAGCUUCUUUGAGAAAAAGAAGCUCAUCUAAUGUUUUCUCUCAUACAGGUUCAUUCCGUUUCCUCUAUAUUCUUUGAGAACUACUCACACGACGAUGUACUCUAACAAUGCAGCGAUGAGAAUGUACAUUUGGGUGGACGUAAUCUCGCAGAGAUUGCUCAAUCUUAAUUUUCUAGACAAGCAUUUACUUUCAAGGGAGGUUUAUUUGUCCCGAUCCCGUCUUGAAAAGUUUGAUAGGCUUGAUUGGUAUAUUGUGAUUCUCAUAAAUAUCUAUUUUAUCC